AUGACUCUAUGGGGUAAAGUGACCGGUCACAAGGCAGUGGAGGACCUAGGAAGUCUGAUGCUGCGCCUGAAUGCGCAUGCCAUCCGUACGUACGUUCUAAUGACUUCGGACAACACCAUUCACCCGCCCGAGAUCGUGGCGAAUCACGUCACUGGUAUUUUCUUCGACAACAAGGUCUUUUACAACACGUGGUUCCUCGAUAAGGUAUACGCGAUCCAUGUCAUCCAGAUGAUCCCUGUGUGUGUGAUCAGCGAGAUAUAUCGCACGCCGACAUUUGUGAAACAGGAAUGGACCGACAUUUUGUCGAAGGAUGAGAUCGUCACCACGCCGAACAGUAACAACACGUGGUUGUCGUUGUUGUUGGUAAAUGCGGCGAUAUUGGAUCCGAUGAACUCGCUGCGCAAACUGCAGAAUGCGUCCAUGGAUGAUGGUCUGUCUUUGUCGUGGGCGCUGUACAACGCUGCUACUCGUGGCUCUGGACCAGGUGUUGGUACCAAUGCCUGA
Molecule: messenger RNA, 504 nt
Organism: Peronospora farinosa
Lineage: Eukaryota; Oomycota; Peronosporomycetes; Peronosporales; Peronosporaceae
Source: the annotation of a GenBank genome assembly